AUGGCCGCACUCGUCCACUCGAGCCGUGCGACUGCUGCUUGCUCGCGCUGCCACCUCGUGCUGCGCCUUCGCGCCGGUGCUAGGGGCCUCUCCUCCGACGUCGCUGCGCGCUACGAGCCGCAGCGUCUGCACCCGCGCCUGUUUGAGCCUUCAGAGGUGGUUAGCUCGUGGCUCGACCCUGCCGCUCUCGCGUUGCUGCAAGACGUGGAGCUCGCCGACCUGACGGACACCGACCCCUCGUCCGUCGCCCUGCGCAGCGUUGCGACAGAGGCGCGAGAGAUCUACUCGUUCCCGCUGCUCAGCCCGCAGGCCUGCCGCAUGCUGGUCGAGGAGGUCGAGCACUUCCAGCUGUCAGGACUGCCUGCCCGUCGGCCAAACUCGAUGAACAACUACGGCCUCAUUCUCAACGAGAUUGGGCUGCGCGCGUCGCUGAGCAGGUUGCAGGCUGCCAUCGCGCCGCUGGCACGCGCCGUGUUCCCCGCCGAGGGCCGCUCUCUUGACGACCACCACAGCUUUGUCGACGACUCGGACGUCACGCUCAACGUCUGCCUCGGCUCUGACUCGUUCGAGGCGAGCGGGCUCACCUUCUGCGGCGACAUGGGGUCGGCAGACCACCGGCUGCGCUCGUACAAGUACGCCCACCGGCUCGGCCGCGCGGUGAUGCACUUGGGGAGGCGGCGGCACGGCGCGGACGACAUCACCAAGGGUCACCGCCUCAACCUCAUCAUGUGGAACUACAACAAGGAGUUCCGCGCCUCGCCCGAGUUCCGGGCACGCUCCUUUGCUCGCGAGGGCUCGCCCCCCGACGCCGAGUGCAUCAGCUACACACACGACAGAGAUUACGAGGCCGUCAGCGGUGUGCAGCGGCCCGCGCCGCAUUUGGCGUCCUCGGCGUGGUGUCCGCCACCGCCCGCCGAGUACGACGGAUUUGGAUCUCACAACAAGUAA
Molecule: messenger RNA, 948 nt
Organism: Emiliania huxleyi CCMP1516
Lineage: Eukaryota; Haptophyta; Isochrysidales; Noelaerhabdaceae
Exons: 6
Coding region: 1-948 (315 amino acids)
Source: RefSeq, a predicted model, not a curated record